Clarias gariepinus (North African catfish) is the source of this 1704-nucleotide messenger RNA. RefSeq names its product transmembrane protein 101 (gene tmem101). The coding region runs from base 5 to 772 and encodes 255 amino acids. The record is from RefSeq and is a predicted model, not a curated record. Gene Ontology annotation, biological process: positive regulation of canonical NF-kappaB signal transduction. The transcript is spliced from 4 exons. Lineage: Eukaryota; Metazoa; Chordata; Actinopteri; Siluriformes; Clariidae.
CAUCAUGGCGGCUCCGAGCAGACGACAAGUGCUGAGGUUUAUCGCUCAGUGCGGAGCUUUCAUUCUGACCCGGUUCGGGUUCUGGAACUGCUUUAGCAUGCUCAUGCUGUUUGCUGAGCGAGCCGAUGUGAAGAGGAAGCCGGAUAUCCAGGUGCCGUACUUGUACUUUGACAUGGCAGCGGCGGUGUUGUGUUCGAGUUUCAUGUCGUUCGGAGUGAAGAGGAGAUGGUUCGCUCUCUGUGCCGCAAUCCAGCUGGCUUUGAGCACGUAUGCCUCGUACAUCGGCGGGCAAGUCCAUUACGGAGACUGGUUAAAGGUGAGGAUGUACUCGAGGGCCUUGGCUGUUAUUGGAGCUUUCCUAGUGCUGGCCAGCGGAGCAGGAGAAGCGUACAGGCAGAAACCACGCACUCGCUCACUUCAGUCCACUGGCCAGGUCUUCUUAGGGAUCUAUUUAAUUUGUUUGGUGUACUCUCUGCAGCACAGUCAGGAGGACAGAUUGGCGUUUUUGGACCACAUCCCCGGUGGCGAGAUCACCGUUCAGCUCCUGGUCAUUCUCUUUGGCGUCCUCGCUCUCUCCUUCCUCUCAGGGUACUACAUACGUUUGGCGUCACAGAUCUUAGCCGUGCUGCUCCCGCUGAUCAUUCUGUUCAUCGACGGAAACCUGGGCUACUGGCACCACACGCGCCGCGUCGAGUUCUGGAACCAAAUGAAGCUGAUUGGACACAAUGUGGCCAUCUUCGGAGCCGUGCUCAUCCUUGGGACGGACGGAUAAAAGGCACAGGGACGCGUUGAACGGCAGCUUAGCACAAGUAGUGGACAAUAGCUACAUCCAUCACGCGACACUGGCAUCAUAUACUGAAGAGACGUGGGGUGUUCAAGUCAAACCGGGACUUUUAAUUGUGCAGUAUAUCAAAUACGGUUAUGAGGGUAAAAAAAAACUUCCCUAAUUUGUCUAUAUAAUCCCAUGAUACACGAAUGCACUUAUCCUAGCAUUUCACUAGUGCUUGGAUACCAUCAAGGUAGAAAGUUUUAUCAAUACUCCAGAGCCAUGACCGGACUGCCUGUCUGAUUCACGUCUGAAACGCCGGCUUCCAUGGAACUCCAUUAACGGCUCAAACUUGUGGAAAUGGCUUGGAACGAGGUCAGGACCGUAUGGCGUAACCUGCAAGUGGUGGUGGUGAAUAAUUGUGUGUACAGUUCCCACAGACAGAGUCUCCGUACUGUGCUUGUUUUCUGCAAAAAAGUCCCGGUUUGACUCAAAUACCUCUCCUACAUACUGGAAUGCUACACACACACACAGUUUUUGUUUUUUUAGAUCAUGAUCAUGUUGCCUGUUUCUCAGGGGUGAAUUCAUAUUCGUUGUUCGAGGCAUUGACAGGCAAAUUAUUUAUAAAAUUUAGUUGUAUAAUACAGAAAGAGACUUCACCUUCACUUGCUUGUCCAGUUUGAUUUUUUAAGUGGCUGUUUACAUUUCUUUGCUUUUUGUAAAUGUAAUAUUUUCUACAGGUCUUAGGAUUGUUGGAUUGUUAAUUCAAGCCUGUUAAAAGUCCGUUUCUGAUGCUGUAUAAUGUGAUUUUAAAAAAGGGGAUUUUUUUUUUGUUAGCCGCUUUAAGCAAGUCCAAGACUCCUCCAUCACUGGCAGCUUCUAACACUACACUCUCUAAAUAAAAUAUUACAUAAUUGUUUUAAUAAACUAUAAGGUUU